AUGAAGAAUAUGACCCCGAAGGAAAAGGAAAUAGCUGGUAACCUCAAGGCUGCAUUAUGGUACAACGUUUCCAAGAUGGUGGAACACGAAGUUGCGCUGUUGAACACAAAUUCUGACCACGAAGAGGAAAUUACAGCCUCCGACACUUUUGUCGCCGGAAUGGUGGAAUUGGUGUACAACCAGGCACGUAAGUAUCAAGAGGUUAUAGACCGUGUUGACUGUAUGCUAACGAAAACAGUAUCGCUUGGAGAAGACCUGGAGUCGUUUGCAAAACAUGCCAAGAGGAAAACCAUCAGCCCGCAAGAUCUCUACAUGGUCACGCGAAGAAACAACGUGUUGACGGAGGAGAUACAAAAGUUCCAGAGAGGUGAAACAGUACAGGAUCCUGCUGAUGACGAAUUAUCCGAUCUUGACGAGGCAGAACUGUUGGAGUUGACCAGAUCGUAG
Molecule: messenger RNA, 447 nt
Organism: Kuraishia capsulata CBS 1993
Lineage: Eukaryota; Fungi; Ascomycota; Pichiomycetes; Pichiales; Pichiaceae
Exons: 3
Coding region: 1-447 (148 amino acids)
Biological process (GO): resolution of meiotic recombination intermediates; replication fork processing
Cellular component (GO): FANCM-MHF complex; Fanconi anaemia nuclear complex
Molecular function (GO): protein heterodimerization activity; chromatin binding
Source: RefSeq, a predicted model, not a curated record